GCCGCUGCCACCCCGCCGGCUCCGCUCAGAGCGUGUGUGCAGCCAUGGCCGGAGCCGCCGCUCUGGCCCUGCUCCUGCUUGGGCAGCUGCUGGCCGCCACCGUGACCGUGACCGGGGCGCAGAAAGUGGGACCUCGAGGCCCCCCCGGCCCCCGAGGACCACCUGGGAAGCCAGGCAAGGACGGCAUUGAUGGAGAAGUUGGUCCUCCAGGGCUGCCUGGGCCCUUGGGACCGAAAGGGGCCCCGGGGAAGCCAGGGAAACCAGGAGAAGCCGGGAUGCCGGGACUGCCUGGUGUGGAUGGUCUGACCGGGCACGAUGGACCCCCUGGACCCAAGGGCGCCCCCGGAGAACGGGGAAGUCUGGGACCCCCAGGGCCACCUGGGCUGGGGGGCAAAGGCCUCCCUGGACCCCCCGGAGAGGCAGGGGUGAGCGGCAUCCCAGGCGGAAUUGGCCUCCGGGGUCCCCCGGGACCCUCUGGACUUCCAGGCCUCCCUGGCCCCCCGGGACCUCCCGGCCCCCCUGGUCGCCCAGGGGUCCUUCCCGAAGGAGUUACUGACCUUCAGUGCCCGGCCAUCUGCCCGCCAGGCCCACCGGGGCCCCCAGGAAUGCCAGGGUUCAAGGGACCCACCGGCUACAAAGGGGAGCAAGGAGAAGUCGGCAAGGAUGGCGAGAAGGGUGACCCCGGCCCCCCCGGGCCCCCUGGCAUCCCAGGCACCGUGGGGCUGCAGGGUCCACGGGGCCUACAAGGGUUUCCAGGGCCACUAGGACCCCCCGGGGACCGGGGUCCCAUCGGAUUCCGAGGGCCCCCCGGGAUCCCAGGAGCCCCUGGGAAAGUGGGUGACAGAGGCGAGAGGGGCCCAGAGGGGUUGCGCGGCCCCAAGGGCGACCUCGGCAGGCCUGGUCCUAAAGGCGUCCCUGGCAUGUCCGGGCUGGUCGGAGAGCCGGGCAUGCCGGGCAAGGAUGGCCGGGACGGUGUGCUGGGACUCGAUGGCGAGAAGGGAGAAGCUGGUCGCAAUGGUGCCCCGGGAGAGAAGGGUCCCAAUGGGCUGCCGGGUCUCCCUGGACGAGCAGGGUCCAAGGGUGAGAAAGGAGAACCGGGCAGAGCUGGAGAGCUGGGCGAGGCUGGCCCCUCAGGAGAGCCCGGUGUCCCCGGAGACGUUGGCGUGCCCGGGGAGCGUGGCGAGGCUGGCCACAGGGGCUCAGCGGGGGCUCUGGGCCCGCAAGGCCCCCCCGGAGCCCCUGGUGUCCGCGGUUUCCAGGGCCGGAAGGGCAGCAUGGGAGACCCUGGCCUGCCCGGCCCUCAAGGCCUCCGAGGCGGCAUGGGCGACCGGGGCUCGGGAGGAGCUGCAGGCCCAAAGGGCGACCAGGGCAUCGCGGGCGCCGACGGCCUUCCUGGGGAUAAAGGAGAACUGGGUCCCAGUGGCCCUGUCGGACCCAAAGGAGAGUCCGGCAGUCGAGGGGAGCUGGGUCCCAAGGGCAUCCAGGGCCCCAAUGGCACCGGCGGCAUAGACGGCGUCCCGGGCCACCCUGGCCCCAUGGGCCUCCAGGGCGUGCGAGGAGUGCCCGGCAUUACUGGGAAACCCGGAGUCCCGGGCAAAGAAGCCAGCGAGCAGCACAUCAGAGAGCUGUGUGUGGGGAUGGUCAGCGAGCAAAUCGCACAGCUAGCCGCGCACUUGAGGAAGCCCUUAGCACCAGGGUCCAUCGGUCGGCCGGGUCCCGCUGGCCCCCCCGGCCCCCCGGGGCCCCCAGGCUCCAUUGGUCACCCCGGGGCUCGAGGGCCCCCUGGAUACCGCGGUCCCACCGGAGAGCUGGGAGACCCCGGACCCAGAGGAAACCAGGGGGACAGAGGAGACAAAGGCCCAGCUGGCGAGGGCCUGGACGGGCCUGACGGAGACCAAGGGCUCCAAGGACCGCAAGGUGUGCCCGGUGUUGGCAAAGAUGGCCGCGACGGGGCCCACGGAGAGCCUGGGCUCCCUGGUGAUCCUGGCCUUCCCGGUGCUGUUGGCGCUCAGGGGACCCCCGGCAUUUGCGACACCUCCGCCUGCCAAGGAGCCGUGAUUGGAGGGGGCGGGGAAAAAUCAGGUUCCAGGAGCUCCUAAAACACAACUUCAGGAAGCGAGUGAGGAAGCGAUGCCGACUGAAGCAGCCAGCUGUGCCAGGGCCCCGCGGGGAGCAGCAGUGUCCUGGCAUCAAUGGUCGGAGACCGCCGUGCCGUCCAGCGAGGCCUGCCCCUCCUGUCCUCAGCGGCAGCGACUGGACACUUGGUCCCCGAGAGCAUCCUUCAUCGAGCUGCUGUCAAAGUGUUCUGUCUCUACGUGUAUUUACAAUGGUCCAUUCGGCUGUAACAUCAUACCUCAGACCCAGGCCUAUGUAAUAAAAUCAUCAACCCAACAUUUCAGACGGAUCUCGGGUGCACACAGAGAAAGGUUUGUGCAAUUUCACGAGAGAAAAAAAUAUUCAGCAACUUGUUUACAUGGCAUUUGUGUAAAGGCUAAGAUAUCAUUUCAAUAAAAUGAUAUAUGAAAUCUUCAGAUUAAUGACUGGCCACAGUAUUACAAACAAAAUAAAGAAUUUAAUGUACAGUAUCCCUUCCAUACAAAGGUCUCGUCUGACUUACCUGCCUCCUUUGUGUACAAACGUUUAACUAUCUCCCAUUGACAGUAUUUAUUGCAAGUGACUGUACUGCACUAAGGUCUAUUGGUAUCUAUUGUAACAAA
Lagenorhynchus albirostris (white-beaked dolphin) is the source of this 2717-nucleotide messenger RNA. RefSeq names its product collagen type IX alpha 3 chain (gene COL9A3). NCBI's taxonomy places the organism in Eukaryota, Metazoa, Chordata, Mammalia, Artiodactyla, Delphinidae. The record is from RefSeq and is a predicted model, not a curated record. The coding region runs from base 45 to 2099 and encodes 684 amino acids. The transcript has 32 exons.